Molecule: messenger RNA, 604 nt
Organism: Ostrea edulis (European flat oyster)
Lineage: Eukaryota; Metazoa; Mollusca; Bivalvia; Ostreida; Ostreidae
Exons: 1
Coding region: 3-545 (180 amino acids)
Source: RefSeq, a predicted model, not a curated record
UGAUGACACACCUGUACAGGUUUUUCGCGUUUGCGAUUCUCAAUUUUAUUCAUCAAAAUCAAUGUUCUGGAGCGCGAGCUUCGAAUGAAAUUCACACUCCACCCGAGACGUUCGGAAUCACCAUCGACACUCUAGCACCAGAAAGUCUUGCCCAACUGCCGCCGGCGAAAAUAGCUGAAAUGAUACGCAAUCUGCAAAAAUGGUCAGAGGAUAUGCGGCAUAAAUCCACAGAGUAUGGUAAAGAACAGAGACAUGGAAAAAUGCAGAGAUUUUUGUGUGUCGGUUAUGGAAACUGUCAAGAACUUUUAUACAUCGAAAACGGAGAAAACCCGGAACAGUAUCUGGAAAUUCCAACACCGGACAACAAUGACCCCUAUCGGAAAUAUCUGCCCGUUGGAUUUUUGAAACCCCUAACUUUCCAACAGACAGAGGAAACGUAUUACGAGUUGAAUAAAGACAGGCAUUACCGCUCGUCCCUCUAUCCGGUCCCAUUAAUCGACAAUGAGGCGGAUAUGGUGAGAAGAAGAAAUACUCCUGCGUUUUAAAGUUACACCAAGAACGAUAACUCUCAAUACCUACAUAUUCAUGCCAUAUUUUGAUAAGA